Molecule: messenger RNA, 2643 nt
Organism: Oryzias melastigma (Indian medaka)
Lineage: Eukaryota; Metazoa; Chordata; Actinopteri; Beloniformes; Adrianichthyidae
Gene: mettl25b
Product: ribosomal RNA adenine dimethylase domain containing 1
Exons: 8
Coding region: 218-1930 (570 amino acids)
Biological process (GO): rRNA modification
Molecular function (GO): rRNA (adenine-N6,N6-)-dimethyltransferase activity
Source: RefSeq, a predicted model, not a curated record
GGAGCAUUUAAAUGCACCACUUCUCUAGAAGUGAAAGUUGCAGUGAGCUCCAGAAGAUAGCGUUUAUUGGGAAGAUCUUGCAUUCUAAACGUUUUAUGAAUGCAUCAAUAUUGAGACAACUUUAGUAUUAUUAUUAUUAGCUUUUUAAUAUAAACACCAAAUUUGAACAAAAAAAUAGCGUGGGUUUACGAAGCUAACGCAUGUUAGCAUUAGCUUGAUGAUCUGUCUGAUGUCAUUGGAGCCUUCAGCAGGACAAGAUGAGGGGAAGUUUAUUUCAAGUUUCUCUGCAGAGCAACAGAGAGAGUUGGCUAAGAGAAUCACGACCUUUCUGUCUAUGUACAAACACCUAACGGACUCCUUUAUUAUUGAGUUCUUCAGUGAAGAUCUGUGGCACUCCUUACCCAACAGCUGGCAACCUGUGUUGCAGGACCUGUCAUACCCACAGACUGCAGAUCUCCUACUAAGCGCACAUGCAAACAAAAGGUAUCCGUCGGUAUGGCCUUUGUCACUUUUGGCCUUCCAGGCCACGGCUCACGCACUGGCAUUUCCCAGGCAGUGCAACGGAGGGGGUCUGUUGAGGAGGCCCAAGGAGUUCCUGGAAAACCACAGUCAGAGUUCUCUGCUCGGGCACAUUUUCAGGAAGCAUGUUAAACCCAAGAAGCAGCAUGAGAUCCGAAAGCUUGGCAUGCUGGUUAAACAACUCUGUGACCAGACUGGCUGCAGGAGGGUGGUGGACGUGGGCUCGGGUCAGGGUCACCUGAGCCGCUUCCUGUCUUUUGGACUCAGUCUGUCUGUGACUGCUGUUGAGGCUGAUCACACCCUUGUUGCCAUGGCAUCCAAGUUUGAUGAAGAGUUGGUAUGGACCUUGGAGAAGGAAAAACAGAAAAAGAACAACUCCUCUCAGCUCUCCAUGCCCUAUAACUUUCCCAAACAUGUAGCUGCUUGGGUAAACCCCAAAGAAUCAUGGGAGUCUUUCAUCAGGCAGAUCAAGUCUUCAGAUUGUCCCACUGAUGGUCCGAUGACUCCAUCUCAGCCCAGUAAGAAGAGAAUGAGGGGUUUCGACCAGCAGGAAAACUCUCUUGGAACUCCGGACUGUUUUGACAACCGGGAAUCAAGCACAGCUCAAGAGGCGGAGCUACCUUCUGGUAACUGUUCAUGCACUCAAGCUAACUCUGAUGAGGGUGGAAGUUCAGAGGAAACCCGCCCUGAGGGUUGUCCGGACUUUCUCCUUACUGGUCUCCACGCCUGCGGCGAUCUCAGCGCCACCCUCCUCCAUCACUUUGUCAACUGCCCUCACGUCCGCGGCAUCACCUCAGUGGCGUGCUGCUACAUGAAGAUCACAACCAAGGAAAACCCCACCCCUCCAGGGCUGGUCACGCCCCACACCCCGCUCACAGACGAUUCAUUUCCCUCCAAGUUCGGUUACCCCAUGAGCUCCUGGGUGGAGGGAUUGCAGGGACAUCAGCUGUCCUACAAGGCGCGGGAGGGGGCGUGUCACGCCAUGGAGGACUACGAGAGGCGGCUCAGGGAUGAAAGUCAGCAGCUCAGGUCACACUGUUACCGGGCCAUGCUGGAGACCUUCAUCCGAGACGCGAAGCCGGAUCUGCGCAGGGCGGGGAUCCAGACCAUCAGGAAGUCCCACUCGUUAACGUUUACCGAAUAUGCCCGUCUGGGCCUGGCCCGGGUGGGUCUGCCUCCUGACUUGCCGCUGGACCCGGAGCGGGUGGAAGCCAUGCUGAAACAGCAGAGGAGAGUGGUGGUGUACUUCAGCCUGACCAUGCUGCUGGCCCCGGUGGUGGAAACGCUGGUGCUGCUGGACAGAAUGAUCUACCUGCAGGAGAACGGUGUGGACAGUCAGCUAGUUCCUCUCUUCAAUCCAAACUUUUCUCCCAGAAACUUUGUACUGGUUGCCAUGAAGCCAUCUGGAUAGCAGGAACUUCAAGGGAAAUAUUUAUCACUUGUGUCUUUAUUAGAAUGUUAAAUUAUCAAUUUUCUAUGAAGGUUUUUGUUUACACACUGUCCGUUUUAUUGUUUGCACUGCUGUAUGCUUUAUCUGUAUUUUAUUUUAAUUUAAUACAUCUGUUUUGCCAGAACUUAAAAACCCACUCUAGUCAUCGUUUGUACUAUUUUCUAGCCAAAAAAAAAAAAAACAUUUAAAAUUCACUUCUAAGUUGUGGGCGAAACUGUUGGCACAGAGUAAGCCUGCCUCUACUUCCCAUCAUCCAUCUGUUUAAAGCUCCACACACCCACAACCCAACAUUACUGGUGCAACAAAAAUGCAGAACAACAUUGGAACCAUCCAGACAUACAGUUUGGAGCCAGAUCCCAGCUCAAACGAGGAAAAUAUACACAAACAUGACCAAGUGUAGCACCUAAGCCACAGCAACAAGUUUUUUCAUGUCAUCUUUGCAUCUGCCUCUAAAUCACGAUUGAAUAAAGAAAUACUCAAAUGCAAUUUUAAGCUGAAUUUUAUAUAAAUAUGUCCACAAAAACACGUUAACAUUUUCAUCAGAGUGGGUCUUUUAAAAAGAUACAGUCUUAAAUUGUUGGUCAAACAUCUUUCUUGGUGUAAUAAAUGACCACACGUGGAGAUGAAUUUCUUGUGACAAAUAGAAGUAAAAUAAACCAUCGAAGUUGAUGACA